This is a messenger RNA of Aplysia californica (California sea hare), 2034 nucleotides long. RefSeq names its product 26S proteasome non-ATPase regulatory subunit 7. The coding region runs from base 154 to 1158 and encodes 334 amino acids. Gene Ontology annotation, molecular function: metallopeptidase activity; protein binding. Lineage: Eukaryota; Metazoa; Mollusca; Gastropoda; Aplysiida; Aplysiidae. Gene Ontology annotation, cellular component: proteasome complex; proteasome regulatory particle. Gene Ontology annotation, biological process: proteasome-mediated ubiquitin-dependent protein catabolic process. The record is from RefSeq and is a predicted model, not a curated record. The transcript is spliced from 8 exons.
AUAACCGAGAAACAGGCUCUUUUCGUUUUGUGAAGUCAUUGGCAUUAUCGGAACAAAAGAGUGAGAUUGUGAGAAAGCAAAGCCAUCAAAACACCCCCGGUAAAGGAGUUUUGUUUCAUUUUGGGGGCCGAACUGAAGUUAACAGUGACAAAUAUGUCUCCUGUAGAUCCAAGUAAGAUUAAUAAAGUGGUCGUUCAUCCUCUUGUUCUAUUGAGUGUGGUUGACCACUUCAAUCGAAUGGGUAAAGUCGGGAACGUGAAGCGGGUUGUCGGAGUGCUGCUGGGAUCCAAUCGUCAAGGAAUACUGGAUGUCUCCAACAGUUUUGCUGUUCCUUUUGAUGAGGAUGACAAAGACAGAUCUGUUUGGUUUCUUGACCAUGAUUAUCUGGAAAACAUGUAUGGAAUGUUCAAGAAAGUAAAUGCAAAAGAAAGAAUUGUUGGUUGGUACCACACAGGACCCAAGCUUCAUCCUAACGAUAUUGCCAUUAAUGAAAUGAUCCGAAGAUACAACUCAAAUUCAAUUCUGGUGGUGAUUGAUGCCAAGCCCAAAGAGCUGGGUCUGCCCACAGAGGCCUACAUCUCUGUGGAAGAGGUGCACGAUGAUGGUACCCCCACUACCAAAACAUUUGAUCAUGUUCCAAGUGAAAUCGGUGCUGAAGAGGCUGAGGAGGUUGGAGUGGAACAUUUGCUGAGAGACAUCAAGGACACCACAGUGGGCACCCUCUCCCAACAGAUCACUGCCCAGCUCAUGGGCCUCAAGGGCCUGCACUCUCACAUGAACGACAUAAGCAGCUACCUGAAGAGUGUCGCUGAGGGUCGGCUGCCCAUCAAUCACCAGAUCAUCUAUCAGCUUCAGGAUGUCUUCAACUUGUUACCCGACGUGGGUGUACCGGAGCUGGUUCACUCCCUCACAGUGAGCACCAAUGAUCAGAUGAGCGUCGUCUACCUCGCCUCAUUAGUACGCUCCAUCAUGGCUCUGCACAACCUCAUCAACAACAAGGUACAAAAUCGUGAUGCUGAGAAAAAUGAAGGCAAAGAUUCCAGCAAGGAGAAGAAGGAUAAAGAGAAGGCUGAUGAGAAGUCAACUGGUGAAGGAGACAAGGACAAGAAAGAAGGUGCAAAGGACAAGAAAGAUGCUAAGGAUGCAAAAAAAUCUUAGUUUUCAGGGUCUUUGGUCGAUGUGUUUGUGAAUAUGAUUGUAAGUGACAUCCCAUACUUUGUUUUUUUAAAUAAUUAUUGAUUUCACAAUAUUAUUUAGACUUAUUUUGAUUAAUUUUCUUGAAAAUUGAUUGGUGCAAAAAGAGAUCUGUUUGGUACAUGUCUGUUUGUUGGGUAUAUGAAAUACUUCCUAAAUCACACUUAAAUUGAUGACAGGGGCAAAUGUGAUCUGUAUAAUUUUAUGAACUUCUUGCUUGCAAUGUUGUGAGAUUACACUCUUGUGUUUUUUGUCCAUGAAUCCAGGCACACGCUGGCUAAGUCUGAGGUGUCAAAAAUAAAUAAAAUGGGGAUUUUUUUAUUUUGGAAAAUUUUAGGCUACCCUACACUGCAUCAUGUGCAUAUCUAAAAAAGCAAAAGAAUUACUUGAGAAUAGCUCUCAGACUCUGUGAAACACUUUGCUUCCUGUUGGUGACUUGCAUCUCCAGUACAUACAUACCAAAAAUAAGAAAAGGAAGUAAAAUAUAAAGCAAUUGAAAUAUUUAUAGAGAUGUGAAUCAGACAGUCGUGUUUCCUGUGAAAUAAGCCUGUGUCAAAUUGGGACAGACACAUGGCUCGAGUUGUUUUACCUUAUAGGCACAGGUAAAGUCCAGUGGCUCAUUAUAAUGGCACUGAAAUCUCCUACCUGUCAGGGAAUGUUGUCAGGCUAGAAAUGUAUUGUAUUUUUGCUUUGGUCAGAUGGUCAGAGUCCAUUAGCAAAUAGCAGUGCUUGUCCUUUGGUUCCAUUUGAAAGAAUGACUGGAAUGGAUUGUCGUUUCAUUUUUCAGUAAACUUUUAUGAACGUUAUAAAAGUGAAUAAACUGUGAAAAUAUAGACUGCA